Messenger RNA from Medioppia subpectinata, 459 nucleotides. The record is from the annotation of a GenBank genome assembly. Lineage: Eukaryota; Metazoa; Arthropoda; Arachnida; Sarcoptiformes; Oppiidae.
AUGACCUUGUCUAUGAAAGCUAUAGAAAUUGUGCUGAUCACCGGUUCAAGUGGUGGUAUCGGCGCCGUCACUGCUGUCGAGUUCGCCCGAUAUGGGGCUCAAGUGGUGAUCACCGGUCGUAAUGCCGACAACUUGUCAAAAGUGGCCAAACAAUGUGCAGCCGUUUCGCCCAAAGGCCUGAAACCACUGGAAGUGUUGGCAGACGUGAGUAAAGACGUCGACUGUAAACGACUGAUUGACAGUACGAUCAGUGCAUUCAAACGGUUGGAUAUUUUGGUAAAUAACGCGGGGAAAGGAGUUUUUUCUUCGAUCACUGAUCCGUCUGUUCUCGACAAAUACCGGGAAGUGAUGGACACAAACCUGCGUUCAGUCGUCUAUUUAACACAUCUAUCGGUCGAACACUUGGAGAAAACUAAAGGCAAUAUAAUUAAUAUAUCGAGUGUUGCGGGACUUAAACCG